AGAUUCUUCAUGGCGGACACAGAGAACAGAAACAAACAAGAGGUUAGGAUACUACCGACCGCAUGGCUCUUUAUGGGAAUGCAGCCACCAUUGGAGAAUCUUUGAAUGUGGAUUUUGCGGGGGCAAAGGAGGGUGGAGCUCUCGCCAUAAUGAAAACACCGGAAGUGGUCCUUAAUGGCAGCAAGCUUCUGGAUGAAUCCAAUCCUGAAAAGGUAGCUGAAAUAUCCAAAAGUCCUGCCACAAACGGCUACCUAUCCGAUACUGGAACAGAGAGCAAGGGAGAUGGACCUGGUGACGGUGUGCUGGCAACUGGAAAAAGUGAUGUCCAGGAUGUAGAUAAACUGAAGAAAAAGACGAUUAUUAACGGUAAUAUCGCCCCAAUUAUAUCAAUAGAAACUUUGGCAACGGAUAACAAAAACACUUCUGAGCAAGUCAAACACGAUGUUAUAAACCCCGAGAGUGAAACUGUUAAUGAUUCACCAAUGAUUUCCUCUUCAAAACAUCCCGCACCAAGUGAGAAAAUUGUAUCGCCACAGUUAGAUUGUGAACAAAAUGGUCAUCCUCCGUCAGAGGAAGCACAAGACGGGUUGACAGUUUCAAGGUUAUUGGGUGCAGGGUCACCUAGUACAGAUGUGUCAGGUACUGGGCCUACAGAAAAUCCAGAGACUGUUUCUGGGUCCGUAAGUACCAGGACAUGUAGGAGCCGCAGCAAGACUCCAGUCACCACACGUAGCAGGAGUGGAACACCUGUCAGCGUGGCGGGCACUGCCUCUUCUAUAGAAGACAGCAGGAGUAGUACUCCCGUAAGCACUGCUAUUAGCAGCUGUACUUCAGUGGUUUCCGAUGGUAGUAGGAGUACAACUCCAGAUCCCAUCUCAAAGAUGAAAACUGAUCCUGAUAAAGUUCAAUCUGAUUCUAGUAUUCAGGGAAUCCUUGCCAAAGAAGAGGAGGACGAGAAAGAAAAAGACUCCAUAAUAUCUACGGAGAAACCAAAAGACAUGUGUGUAAAGGAAUCUAGUGUUAUUGAAAAUGUAGUGAACACCACAGAAAUUAAGACCAUAGAACUUAGUUCAGAGUCCACAGAUGCUGUCCAGACUUCUGUCAACAAGACAGAAAUGGCAGACCCACCACUAGAAACAAACCCUCCAUGUGACACACAUUCAGAGGAUCAGGAUUCUUUAGAUGCAAAGUUAAGAAGCCAAAGUGCCCGUAGCUCUGAGGAACGUUCGUUCAUUGGUAAUGUACGAAGUUCUGAGGAGCGAUACUUAGGAAGUCCAUUAGGUAAUCUCUCAGGUUGUCGAAGUUCAGAGGAACGAUCUCUGGACUCGACGGACAGUGCAAUGUCAAAUAAAUCCAGAACAAUUGUGCCUAAAGCCCGCAAGUCAGGAUUCCCAUCAUCAUCUCGAAGGAAACGUGACCUGUUGCUACCAAACAAUGUCAUAGUGAAGUUACCAGACUUUGACAAUCCUAUACAAAUUGAUAGCCGGACACUAGAGAAGAUAAGCCGAUUAGGAAAAAUGGAAAACAAGCAUAAGGGGGCAGGUCCCUCGAAAUUUCACGAUAAACAUUUACCAAAGAAAUCUUCCCCAAAGCUCUCAUCAAAACGCUCAUCCCCUAUCCUAUCUAGUCCAAGUAAAAAAUUUCCCUACAAACGCAGAAAACGGAAACUAGGAGGUUAUAAGCUUCCCAAUGAGAUUCGUAAGGGUAAAACUGGGAAAAAGAAAAACGACUCUGAGAGUGGGAAGGACACUAAAGGUUCCGAUUGUGAUGAUAGUAUAGAUGGCCAAAUGGUCGUAGAUUUUAAUGACAGUCAGGAUACUGCAAGUGAUACGUCGGCAAUGGAUGUAGAUAAUAAUUUGUGUGUAGAGCACAAGUCGCAAGAGUUGUCUGUUCCUGGCAGGAUGGCUAUAAAAGUUGAGGCCGAUAUCCAUAAUGAACAUUUUAGCGUAGCUAGUGAAAGUGAUAGAGUAUUGAAUAAUUCCGCUUUUGCCCCAACAAGUCCAGAAGCAUCCAAAGAUGGCAGCACUAAAAGCGUUUGGGACAUUUUCAAGCAUUCUACUAAUGUCACACCGAAAAGUAAAAAUACUCUAGGCAGUACCCGGAGCACGAAGGGGGCAUGUGUCAGGAAAUUAGAGAAGAUGGGAAAGGAGCUCCAUAAAGGUAAAACCAUGGAUGCUUAUCUGUUGGGGAACCACCCUAAGUCGGAACCGGACACGGAGACCAAGGUAUCAGAAUCAAUUGUAAUGAAUACUCCAUCUUCACACAAGGUUGAUUCAGAUGAAACAAGAAAAAGGAAAAAAAUUGAAGAUGAUGAUUCUGAUGAGGAAGUGACGAUCCGUUCCCGUCCCAUGUCCACACCUCAGUCCCCAUUCCAACAUCAAUCAGGCAAGAAGCUGAAGUUGGAGGAUACACGCAAGACCCUUAUAACUGUGCUCAAUACCCCUCCUGGGUCUAUGCCUACUCCCACAGGCCUUCGCUCUCUACUGCCACGCUCACUGAUGGGGAGCCCCACCAACUCAAUGCCCAAGCUUGAAACUCACACCGCAAUGCAAAAUGUUAUCGCUUCCAACAAUCCGCCUAAGCUGAUAGUGCUGUCAUCAGGGUCACUAUCUAACAGCUUACAGCAGCCUCCAUUUAGCUCAAGUAUUGCCAUGGUUACCAAGCCCUUAACCACAGGGGCCACACCCCCGAUUUCCUCUCCGUUGUGUAUCAAGAGUAAUAAUUCUCAAAUGGAGAUGACCCCACAGGGGCGUGCGCCAGUCCUGAAGAAUCUGUUGACAGAAAACAUGGGCAGGGUGGUGUGCCUUGGAGGAGGUGAGCCAGAAUCUGAAAAAGAAAAUAGUUCAGACUCCCUCCCGUCGAGUAUGAGUUACCCUGUCACACCGCCCAAGACUCCUGAUGACCAGCACAGCGAGGACUUGAGUUCAGUUCCUAUAAAAUCUGGCAUAGAUUAUAUUCAAGCUCCACCAGGCCCCACCCCGCCAGACAAGGACAUCAUCCCUCUGUGUUGCUGUAAAAUCAAUGGUGCUAGUUUUAAAAAGCUUGGGUGUAGUACAACGUACUGCCAAGCUCUCGACUCCAUCGAUGGAAAGGUGAUGGGUUGCUGCAAUAAGGUGACAAGUUCCCAGCUGGUUCGGCCAGGAGUCAAGAUACCGUUCAUGGCUUUGUGUGAGGCUCACCGUAAACGGUUACGACUACACCAGUGCUGUCCUGGCUGUGGUCACUUCUGUACACAGGGCAAGUUUUACCAUUGUAGGAAGGAGGGGGCUGUAUCAGUCCACCACUUCCACAAGCAAUGCCAAGUCCUGAAGGGAGGAAAGUACUACUGUCCCCACUGUGGGGAGGAGUCGCAGCAGUUUGAGGUGUCCUUGUCGUUAGAGGAACCUGGUACGGAAAGUCUAACGGAUGAGAAACCCAACGCCAGGGCAGCUCAUAUAAACAGAGCCAAGAUGUCCAUCCACGCCAACACAUACAGAUCAUUCCUGAAGCCAGACAAAGAUCCAAGUGAAGAUCAGAUAACUGCCUCUCAUAAACUAUCUAAUGAAAGGACACUGUCUACAGGAGGAGUCCCCAUUGGACCUGAUAAGAAUGCCCUAGAAAAGGUCAUUAACAGCUUAGCUAUGGAGAGGCCAUUGAAAUACCGUAAAUUGCCUAAAUCUAUGUACAACCCAGCAUAUGAGGGCGACUUGGAAAAGAUCAUCUACAUGAUAGUGGAUGGUUUUGAGCCGGAUGAGAAGUAUGAGGAUUUUGACAACCAGACCUCGUUACAUGCUGCAGCUAUUGGUGGUAGUCUACCCAUUGUUCAUCUGCUUGUACAGGCAGGGGCAUCAAUCCACAGAAUAGACAAGGAGAUGAAGACCCCAAUGAUGUAUGCAGCAGAAAACAACCAUAUCAAUAUUGUUCAGUACUUCCUCAAGAUGAACGCUGAUGUUACGCUAAGGGCUGAAGAUGGUAUGACCGUGCUACAUUACGCCGCCAAAGCCGGCCACGUAGGAGUAAUCAAAUUACUCCUGGAGGCGGACAAGAUCGACAUCAAUGUUCAGGAUGAUGGUGGGUGGACGCCAAUUAUUUGGGCAUCAGAACACAGAUAUGUGAAUGCUGUCAAAUACCUAGUGAAGAAUGGUGCUGAUCCGAACCUCAAGGACAAGGAGGAGAAUACAAGUCUACACUGGGCCGCCUUCUCUGGUAGUGUGGACAUCGCCGAAAUAUUUUUGAACGCAGGCUGUGAUUUAGAGACUCCAAAUGAACAUGGAGACCGUCCAUUACACAUAGCAGCACGACAAGAUCACUAUGAGUGUGUAGUGUUAUUCUUAGCUCGUGGUGCAGAUGUGGAAGCAAAAAAUAACGAAAAUGAAGUGCCUAUCCAGUGUUGUCUAAAUGAAAAUAGUCCUGUGUGGCUGGCUCUUAGAGUUAACAAACAGCUGAAGGGUUUUGCUGCGGCCAGAAUGGGCAGACCAGAGAGGUUGAUCCAUAGGGACGUGUCAAUGGGCAGAGAAAACAUUCCAAUAGCGGUGGUGAAUGGUGCCGACGACGACCCCAUACCCACAGAUUUCCAGUACAUCACGGAGAAUGUGGAAACAGCGGAUCUAAACAUCAACAGGACCAUCAGUAGUUUACAGAGUUGCCGAUGUUCUGAUAAUUGCUCUUCCAUGUUCUGUGUAUGUGGACGCAACAGUGUCAAAUGCUGGUAUGACCGGGGUUGUCGACUGUUGCCAGACUUCAACAUGCUGGAGCCACCAUUAAUAUUUGAGUGCAACAAGGGCUGUCGGUGUUGGAGCACUUGUAAUAAUCGUGUUGUCCAGAUGGGAAUAGCGAGUCGACUACAGAUGGUGAAAACUAACGGCCGUGGCUGGGGCGUCAAAUCACUGCUAGAUAUACCAAAGGGCAUGUUUAUCUGCGAGUAUAUUGGUGAGCUCAUCUCAGAUUCAGAAGCUGACAGUAGAGAGGAUGAUUCUUAUCUAUUUGACCUGGACAACAGGGAUGGAGACACUUACUGUAUUGAUGCACGUCGUUAUGGUAACAUCAGCCGCUUUGUCAACCACCUUUGUGAGCCGAACCUGAUCCCUGUCAAGGUGUUUGUGGAGCAUCAGGACCUGCGCUUCCCUCGCAUCUGUUUCUUCUCUUCGCGUGACAUCAAAGCAGACGAGGAGCUUGGGUUUGACUAUGGCGAGAAGUUCUGGAUGAUUAAGUGGAAGCAGUUCACAUGUGCCUGUGGCUCGCCCAAGUGUAAAUAUUCUAGUGAAACAAUCCAGAAAACACUGGAGGACUAUCGCCUCCGACAUGAGGAUGAAGGAACUGGAGAAGGUGGGACCACGUAAUCGUGACGAGCGGGACCAUUCAUUAAUCAUAGACUUGGUCAUAUGUUAUUAAAUAUGGAAUGUUAUUUUAAUAUAAACACAAAUCCACUUCCUGAUUCAAACUGGUAUAAAGUCACAAGUGUGCUCACGAAAAUGGUUGGGCUGUAUACAUGAAGUAUGUGUCGACAAAAAAAGAUAGUUUUAUGCAUGAAAUGAAAACUUGGAAUUAAUUAGAUUGAUUGUUAAAAGGGCAGCUGUGUAAAGAUUAAAUAAAUACUGUAUAAAUUACUGAUGUGAGGCUAAAUGGCCGUCUCAUUGUCUCAAUUCAUUAAAAAAGGCAGAUUUUUUUUCAAAUAUUGAAUUUUACGACAAAUGAACAAUGAUUAUAGUUUAUUAAUGAAACUAAUUUGAUAUAGAAACGAAUACCAUCAACUUGUACAGGAAAUUGUAAAGGACCGACUAUUAAAGAUUAGUUUACAAGCUUUAGUAUGAUUUAGCUUUGUGGUAUAUAUUUGCAGUUUUAGACAUUUGGCCUGGUUUACCUAUUGGUACAGUCGCUGAAGAAUAAACCUGUGAACUGACCCUCUCUAGUACAAGUGGUCACUGUCCUUGACUAGUAUCAGUGGUCAGUGACCUUCACCUUCUAAUGUCAGUACAUUACUGUCCUUGACUAGAACCAGUGGUCACUGUCCUUCCCCUCUAUUAUCAAUGUUCACCAGAUGACAAAGGUAAAAGUGCACCUGUUGUUAAUAAAUUGUCAGUCAAUGUUUUGUGAGUUAAAGAUGAAAUAAAUUGGUCUGCACAUUUUAUAAGUAUCAUUGUGUUCAAUUACUGCACACCAUGGUGUGUUAUAUACAAUAGUAAAAUGUGUGUGUGUACCACAAUAGUUUAUCAACAUACUGUGUAUGAUGAAUUGUCUCGUAUAUUUGCCACACCACAUUUAGGUUCCGAGUUUCACUAUUUAACUCAUUCACCCCUGAAGACACAUUUGAACUCUUCCAAUUCAUAGGUUGAAAUAGUUCAUUUAUGAAAUUUCAGGGGUGAAUGAGUUAAUACUGAUCUGUCUAGCGCUGUCUUGGUGUUAUUUAUGUCUCAGCUAUUGUUAGCUAUGUAUAAUUAUUGGGUGAAAUUCUAAAUGAAAUUGGAAUUAGUUAUGUAGAGGGUAAUAUUAAUAUAACAAUUAGAAUUUAUAUUUUAACAUAUUUGUUUUGCUCUACUAAUAAUAUUUUUAAGCCAUGCCAUUUUUUAAUUAGUAAGCAAAGUUUAUGUAAAAAAUGAUUCUGAUAUUGCUGUAUGUUUGCACCUGGACAUGUGAAUUUGUGUUAAUUGUGAAAAAACCCUAAACGAAAAGUGAUGUGAUACUAUACACAUUUUAAUAUCACAGGAAGAAACCGUAUCAAAUGAAACAGUGCUCAACUGUUGGUUCUAGAAAAGAUAACAUUGAACGAAAUUCUCAUUAAAAACUAAAGGUAUUGUCUUCAGAAAACUUCCUUUAGGAAGGAAAUGCUAGCCAUUUCAAAGAGAUCCCAAUGUUUAGUGUAUGUGGAAAAGCAUAUUUCUUUUUGAAGGUGUCAAUAUUUCAAGACCAAGAUAAUCGUGUAUAAAUUGCAAGUUGUAUAUAAUUUAUUUGUGCAUACUUUUAUUUUGUAAAAAGUGUUCACACAUUUUAUUUGUUGUAAGUAUACCUGCUUGUUAUAUUAAUAGGAAGAUGAUAUGAUAAUCAACUUUAGCUAGUUCUAGAAUACAUAUACAAUACUUAUACAUCCUAGGGUCUGCUUUUGCAUAUUUCUACCAUAUACAUUCUUUUGGCUUAAAAGAACGAUUUGGUUAUUUAAUUUUAUAUAAUAAUUACAUGACUAAAAUGAUUGUCAAAACUUCCGAUUUGUUGUAAAAUCAGAUUCUUUGGAAUUUUAAUGUUUGAUUGGAAAAUGGAUCGGAAAUAACAUUUUUGAAGAAAUAUUUUUUUUAAUUGAAGUUCCAAGUAAUCGCAUUUACGUUCAAUCAGGUGACGAGUUUCUGAUAUUGAACAUGUUCCAGUGAUGUUUUUGGAAUAGAAAAUAAGUUUUGAAUUUUAGGUUUUUACAUCUAUAAGUAUUUCAGUACUUAAGAAAAAUUCACAUGUAGAACAUGAGAAUUUGGGUAGUUGAAAUUUGACAGUGAAAUCUUAGUUUAUCUGUCUUUGAAUAAGCAAGUGUGAUCGUAUAUUCUUGUAUGUUGAUGAUAAAUUUCACUCUGUUUCCACCAUUCAUUUGGGUGUAUGACUUGACAUUAUAUAAGGGGUCCUGCUCUGGUGACCUUUCCUUAAGGAAUGUGGAUUUUCCAACACUGCGGGCCAACAGUCAUCCCAAUCUAUCACUAGUACUCGGCAGAUAAAUUACUUCAGCUAAAAGGCCACAUACACCCGACACACACAAGGAUAGACAUUUAUAAGUCGUCUUAAACUACAUGGUAAGCAAAAGGUGUUAUUCAGCCAUCAUUCAAAUAAAAAUAAUUUUGGAAAUUGUGUUUUCAUUAUCUUAAAGAUAAACAUGCGACAUAUUGGCAUUUCAUGAUGGACUAUUAUUAUAUUGUAUAUAGAAGUACUAUUUGUACGAGGCUGGUAUCAUUUUAAUAAACAUGUAUGAUUUCUGUUGUAUUUUACUAGCCAUAGAGUGUAUAUAUAUUCAGACAAUUGUAUUAAGUAUAGCUGUUUUAGCCAACUUUGUAUCAGCUUAAUUUUAUUUUUUUUGGUUUUGUAUCUAAUCUGUCACUGUGUAUAAUUGUUUGUUUUACUCGCUCAGAACCCGUACAAGGGUUGAUUUCUAUUUACUGAACGAGAGUGCACGUCCAGAUAUUCCGGGCUGUAAGAGGUACUAUGUUCAACACAAUAUUUAUUGGUCCCUUGCACUGUAAGUUUAUCUUAGGUUUAAAAGUCACAUUCACAGCUUCUGGCAUAUUCAGCUGGAUUGAUGCGAUAAAAUGAAAGCUGAAAUUAUAAUCACCCAAUCCUAACAAGUAUUAUUCAUCUUUAUUCAAGCCUGCUUAACAAUUUUGUUUCAUUGGCCAACUUGCGUUUUGCCUUGGUAAUUUUUCAAGAAAUCGGGAUAAUAUAGGGGUGUUUUGAUAUCAAGAUAUUACAAGCAGUGUAAGUGUAUGUAUUGACACAGAUUAGAUGUCAAAAAGCCUGCGUCCAAAAAGUCCUGAGGAUAAUUUGUUGUGAAUAGGACAAUAGCAUUUGACAGGUGUAUAUUUAAGUGAUUAGUGUUAACGAGUCUUGGAGUAUAAGAUGAAGGUAGCAGUCACAUUACCCGAAGGUAUAACUUUUAUUCAAUCUGAAAAACAAACUUUUUUUAAAGUUGCAAUAACAUUAAAACAAAUAUUUGAUUCAUUAAAAAAACCCACUGUUUCUUAAAUUUUAAAAUGAUAUUUGAGUUUCUUAAAUAAAAGAUGUUCUGUUUUGUGUAAAAUAGAUAUCUUUUCAGAUAGUGAUGCACAAAAACUAAUGGACAACAAAAGUAUUGGUGCAAUUAGGUGUUGAGGACUGACAGUGUUCAGAUGGUCACUAGACAACCCUCUUCUAUUGUGGGAUAGUGACCCCCUUCUAUCAGGUGGAAGAAUGCUCCCACCUCCCUAAGUUAACAUGUGGAAUAGAGGUCCUAAUAUGAGGGAGAUUGGCCCCCUCUUUAAUAUGUGGGAGAGCGGCCGCUAAUUGUGGGAUAGUUCCUACUUACAUGUGGAAUGAGGGAUUGUUGCCCCUUUAACAUAUUGGAAAGCAGUCCUCCUUUUAACAUGUGGGAAACUGAGUCCCCUUGUAAAAUGUGGGACAGAGGGGGCCUUGGUAACAUGUGGGAAAGAGGGGCCCCUUGUAACAUGCGGGAAAGUUGGUCCCCUUGUAACAUGUGGGAAUGUGGGUCCCCUUGUAACAUGUGGGAAAGUGGGUCCCCUUGUAACAUACGGGAAAGUGGGUCCGCCUGUUACAUGUAAGAAAAUUGGCCCCAUUAUAACUUGUAAGAUAAUUGCCUUUCAUUAACAUUACUGAGGCCAUAACAUAUGUGAUGGUGCAUGGGAGAGAGUGUUUUGUAUGUACCCGUUUGUUUUUAACAUCAACAUGCAUAUGUUUCAUUGUAAAUAAAGUAGAAUGAAAGAAAAUAAA
Messenger RNA from Mizuhopecten yessoensis (Yesso scallop), 9429 nucleotides. RefSeq names its product mucin-17-like. Gene Ontology annotation, molecular function: histone methyltransferase activity; p53 binding; protein-lysine N-methyltransferase activity. Gene Ontology annotation, cellular component: nucleus. The transcript has 28 exons. Bases 63 to 5318 code for a protein of 1751 amino acids. The record is from RefSeq and is a predicted model, not a curated record. Lineage: Eukaryota; Metazoa; Mollusca; Bivalvia; Pectinida; Pectinidae.